Nerophis ophidion (straightnose pipefish) is the source of this 8283-nucleotide messenger RNA. RefSeq names its product potassium voltage-gated channel subfamily H member 4-like. Gene Ontology annotation, molecular function: voltage-gated potassium channel activity. The transcript has 18 exons. The record is from RefSeq and is a predicted model, not a curated record. Lineage: Eukaryota; Metazoa; Chordata; Actinopteri; Syngnathiformes; Syngnathidae. Gene Ontology annotation, cellular component: membrane. Bases 1651 to 5082 code for a protein of 1143 amino acids. Gene Ontology annotation, biological process: regulation of membrane potential; potassium ion transmembrane transport.
CUGUUCCUCAGCUGUAGCAGGUGUGGGCAGCAGUGGCAUUAAUUGUAAUACACUUUUUCACCAACAAUAGCAGUAAUGACAAUCUCAAAAGAAGAGAAGAAGUCUGGAGCUAAAGUUAUAGAGAAGUUGCUUUAAUGCAACAAUUAUGACUUAAGUGGUGAAGCUGUAGUUUCAUUUGUAUUUACAUUUUAUUUACAGUUUAUUUAAGAAACGUAUAAAAAAAAAAAAAUCAUAAUUUUUUAUGCAGUACUUAUUUUUCUAAUCAGCCUUACCUAAGUCUAAGGUUUAUAUGUUAAAUAAACAUAGUCUUUAUAAUUAACACAUGGUUUCAUAUCCAUCCAUCCAUUUUCCAACAGUUAUUCCCUUUAGGGUUGCGGUGGGUGCUGGAGCCUAUCUACGCUACUAUCGGGCGGAAUGCGGCGUACACCCUGGACAAGUCACCACCUCAUCGCAGGGCCAACAUAUCAUGUGUUAUAAACUUUAAGUCGGUGAGAUGUAAUUAUUGAAUAUGAUUAAAAUAAGAGUAAAAUGACUAAUUCAGUUUAAAUAUUUGAGUGGGCCUUGGGGCCCUCUGUAGUGGAAAAGUUGGGCCCCAAGGUAAAAAAAUGUAAGAACUAUGAUUUUUUUAAUGUGCAAUUUGAAGUAAGAGAAGCUAAAACUUUUCACCUUAUUUCCCCCCCCUGAUGUUGCAAUGUUAAUCUGAAUUUCACCUUUGUGGCAAUACAAUCAUAAAGAUUUAGAAAAUACAGGACAUUUUUAAACAGUGUUAGUGGUAGGAAAAGGUACACAUGUACUCAUAACUGGCCUAACAUUGUCUCAAUACUUGUGCAAACAGUGGACUUCUUUUAGCAGCUAUAAACACAAUAUGACGGUAUGUAAUAGUGUACUACUGUAACAAGAGGCUUAUAUUCCUAAAUAAUCCUAAAAUGUGCUGCUGUUGCACUUUUUUACUAUUGCAUAAGUCGGUGUGUGUUAUUGCACAGCUUGCUUCUUCUCUCUUGCAGGUCUCCCUGUUUGCAAGUGGGCUAGUAUUUUUAGCAGCAGAGUCCUAUUUCUGCAGAGAUUCGACUUGGCCGCCGCACACACUCACUUGCGUUUUUCUGAGAGAGCUAGAAGGCCAACAUUUGUCUUUUUUUUUCCUCGAUCAAUGUAAUCAUUCCGUGUUCUUUCACAGAUUUUUCCGUCCGCUUUAAGAUGAGGAGAAGGCGUGUGUCGUCCCCUCGUGCUUGAAGGAUUUAAACACUCACAGCUUGUGUGCACAUCUGCUGCUGCAGCCACGAGUCAAUUCAGUGCAAAGCAGAGCCCAGAUUUGAGAAUGACGGAGGUCCUGAUUUGUCAAUGGCAAUGUGGCGGGGAAUGAGAACAUCUUUAAUUGAGAAGAAGAAGAGCGUGUGGAGUGAAUGAUGGUGGCCUCACAGCAUCAAACUGAAGAGCAGAUAGCCGGCAUGUUUAAUGGAUCAGCGACAAGCUGAGAUGGAUGGAGUACAAGAGCGGAUGCGGGCAUGUGAUUGGCUGCAGCCUCACUGGAGUGGAUGGGAGCGGGAUGCAGGACGAGAGGUGGCUGCCAGGAAGCUGUGGAUGGCCCCCGCUGAGCCCUCCUGCUGCGCCUCUGGAAUGAUGUGACCUCCCCGUUUCUAAAGUGGGGUGAAGAUGCCGGUGAUGAAGGGGCUGCUGGCCCCCCAAAACACAUUCCUGGACAACAUCGCCACUCGCUUCGAUGGCACCCACAGUAACUUCCUAUUAGGCAACGCUCAGGGCCACCGCGGCUACCCCAUCGUCUACUGCUCGGACGGCUUCUGCGAGCUGACGGGCUUUACUCGCACCGAGGUCAUGCAGAAGAACUGCAGCUGCCGCUUCCUGUACGGCGCCGACACCAGCGAGCACGUGGCCCAGCAGAUGGAAAAGGCUCUGGAGGGCCGAGAGGAGUACCAGGGCGAGGUGCAAUUCUUCAGGAAGAACGGUGUAGCCUUCUGGUGUCUUUUGGACAUUGUGCCUAUAAAGAACGAGAAGGGCGAGAUGGUUCUCUUCCUCUUCUCGUUCAAAGACAUAACGGACAGCCAUGGGAAAAGUCAUCACAACAGCAGGAGAGAAGUUUCAGAGGACAAGCGGCGCAGGCGGAAGGGCAGCUCUCACCUGAGCGAGGCCAGGAAGCGAGGGCGCACCAUGUUGUACCAACUCACUAACCACUUCUCCAGCGGGGGCAAAGGGGACGUCAACCUGGGCAGUAGCAUCAUUGACAAGCCCUCAGUACCGGAGUACAAGGUGGCGGCAGUGCAGAAGUCCCGCUUCAUCUUGCUGCACUACAGUGUGUCCAAAGCGCUGUGGGACUGGCUCAUCCUCCUCGCCACCUUCUACGUGGCCGUCACCGUACCGUACAACGUCAGCUUCACACCGUACCACGACACAGUGACGGCGGCGCGCUCCACCAUUGUGAGCGACAUUGCGGUGGAAAUGCUCUUCAUCAUCGACAUUAUCCUAAAUUUCCGUACCACAUUUGUGAGCCAGUCAGGCCAGGUGGUGUACCAGUCACGCUCAAUUUGCAUUCACUACGCCACGACUUGGUUCUUCGUGGAUUUGGUGGCCGCUCUGCCCUUUGACUUGCUGUAUGCCUUCAACAUCACAGUGGUCAGUUGCCUUCAACCAGUAAUGCCAGCAAGCAGAUGUCAAGGAUGCCUUUUUUUCAUUUUUUUGAAAUGUCUUCUUCCAAAACAGACUUCGCUGGUCCACUUGCUCAAGACGGUACGUUUGCUGAGGCUCCUUCGCCUGCUCCAGAAACUGGACCGCUACUCGCAGUACAGCGCCAUGGUGCUGACUCUCCUCAUGUCUGUUUUCGCCCUGUUGGCGCACUGGAUGGCCUGCAUUUGGUACAUGAUUGGACGCAAGGAGAUCGAGACCAGCGACUCCUGGGACAUAGGAUGGCUCCAUGAGCUGGGCAAACGCCUGGAGAUGCCCUACGUCAACAACACGGUCGGCGGCCCGUCGGUGCGCAGCUCGUACAUCGCCGCCCUCUACUUCACCCUCAGCAGCCUGACCAGUGUCGGCUUUGGCAACGUGUGCGCCAACACAGACGCCGAGAAGAUCUUCUCCAUCUGCACCAUGCUCAUCGGCGCGUUGAUGCACGCCCUGGUCUUCGGGAACGUGACGGCCAUCAUCCAGAGGAUGUACUCGCGGCGCUCGCUUUACCACACGCGCAUGAAGGACCUGAAGGACUUCAUCCGCGUCCAUGGGCUGCCUCAGCAGCUCAAGCAGCGCAUGCUUGAGUACUUCCAGACAACGUGGUCGGUCAACAACGGGAUAGACGCCAACGAGCUCCUCCACGAUUUCCCCGACGAGCUGCGGGCCGACAUCGCCAUGCACCUGAACAAAGACAUCCUGCAGCUGCCCGUGUUCAAGGGCGCCAGCCGAGGGUGCCUGCGCUCGCUCUCCCUCCACAUCAAGACCUCCUUCUGUGUCCCCGGGGAGUACCUCAUCCGCCAAGGCGACGCGCUACACGCCAACUACUUUGUAUGCUCCGGUUCUUUGGAGGUGCUGAAGGACGGCAUGGUGCUGGCCAUACUGGGAAAAGGGGACCUAAUAGGCUCUGACCUUCCUGGAACCGAUCAGGUGAUCAAGACCAACGCUGACGUGAAGGCCCUUACGUACUGCGACCUCCAGUACAUCAGCGUUCGCGGGCUGAGGGAGGUGCUGGACCUUUACCCUGAGUACGCCAGCGUGUUUGCCUCUGCCAUCCACAACAACCUGACCUACAACCUCCGGGAGGGCAGCCAAGAUGAGGGCCUCAGCAGGUUUUCAAGAUCGCCAAGGAUCCUCCAUGAGCCCAGACUGACUCCUAUUGUUGAAACCAAGAGCGAGGUCCUGGACGACUCCUUCCAUCUUUCUCCGGCCACGCGCUCCCGCCGUAACCUGCUGCUGCCCAGCCUGAGCAGCCCCGUCCGCCGCACGUCCCUCGGCAACCUCCUUGGCGACGAGCUGCGCCAGUUCAACGCCCUGCGACGCUGCCGCUCCCCCAACCUGAGCCGUGGCUUCCACGGUCAAAGUGUGUCGCCUCAGCCGCCCCCGAAGCGGGAGCAUGCCGUCUCUUCGGCAGCGUCCGCGUCUUCCCACCGCGAGACGCUGGCCGACCAGAAGCCAACGAAGCUGCUUAUCCCUACCGUCACCUGUUUUGGACCUCCUGACCUUAGUCCCAGGGUUGUGGACGGCAUCGAAGACAAUGGACACGCGUUCCAUUUCAAUGUGGAGCACACCGGGCCCAGAGCCAGAACAGGAAGCGCCAGCGGCACCAAAGAUUCCACGCGAGUCAAUUCUCUGCUUCUGGAAACCGAGGAAGUCCGGCAGAGUAUAAGCCAACUCCACCAAAAGGUGGGAACGUUAAACCAGGAAGUAUCGGAGCUCACCCAAGUCCUGCAGCACAUGAUGCAUCUCCUCCAAGCCCACAUGUCCUCCACACAUCAGUACUCCUACCCUCUUGUCCAUCAGAUGGUGCCCAGGGCGCCCUCUUUCAACGCGGGCAGCCAUGACUCUCACAGCCUACCAAGUGUGCCCCCUUGUGCCCACUGGGGCCACCACGCCUCCAUGCCUCAUCCAGGGUUAGCCCAGCAUCACAGCUCCAGCUCGACCACGCCCCCUUGGACCGGCCCCUCCCUUCUUAGCACCAGAGGCGGCUUCCCAGGUGACAGCCCAAGCCUUGUGCCUAACUCCGGACAUGCCGACCCCCUGGGCAGACCUCUCAGUGCGAGCCCGACCACCAUCAGUCAGUCCCAGCCCACUUUGUGCCUGCAGCCCCCCGCCGACGGCGACGAACGUUUUUGUUUUGGUACGAACUCAUCCACAGACAACCUCCUGGCUCCAUCCGCCACUUCCUCUUACCCUCUUCUCAACCUGCACACGCAUUCCCGUCCCAGUCCAGCCCAAACCCCACACGAGGACACGCGAGCGGAAGUCUCGCAUCUCCCUUUACUCCCAGAUUCCACCCCCUCUGUGGAACACGCCAGUCUGGAGUGCCUACUGGGGACUGGCAGGGACGCUGGGACGUCGCCAAAGCCCAGUAUUUGUGUCCAGACGCCGAGCACGGAUCACUCCUGAUGCCUGGACCUCACAUCAUACACAUCAGUUCAUACAGCUUCUUAACAGUGUUUGGAAAUAAGCUUGCAGACCCCCUGAAGCCCACUUACUGGACAGUAAGUCCCCCAGGAUCUCAUGUUUGUCCAACUUCAUGCAGUAUUAGGGACACACACACACACACACCUCAAAAUACUACUUCUAGGAGAACAAUGCCAUUAUUACCACGUAAAUAUUUACAUUGUUGACAGUAAAGUAGUUAUAUUAUGAGAGUUAAAUGAGUAAAGACAUAAUAUCGCAAGAAGAAAAUGGUAAUUUAAAAGAAAGUUCAUAUAUUAAGGGAAAAAACCUAAAAUUGUAAAGUAAGAAAACUAGUUUGAAUUUUAAAAUCGUUGCAAUGAUAUAAAAAGUUUGAUUUAACUAGAGUUAAGUUUUAAUAGUAUGUGGGAAAAAUAAUUUUACAAGAAUGUCAUUAUUUUGGACAAUAAAGCAAUAUUAGAAAAAAUGUUUGAAAUGUUACAAGACUAAAGUCUUCAUUUUACAAGAAUAAUGUUGUAGCAUUAAGAGAAAAACUCAUUUUCUGAGAAUAAAGUGGUAAUAUUAAGAGAAAAAAGAUGUCAUUUUACAGGAACAAUGUCAGAAAAUUAUGUGGAAAAAUAUUUUUACAAGAAUAAAGUCAUCAUUUUACAAGAAUAAUCUUGUAGCACUAUUAGAAAGAUUCAUAAUUUUCAGAGAAUAAAGUGGUAAUAUCAUGACAAAAAAGGUGUAAUUUUACAAGAAAAAUGUCAGAAUAUUAUAUGACAAAAAAACCUGAUAAUUUUAAAAGGAUAAAGUAAUAGUUUUACAAGAAUAGUCUUGUAGUACUAUUAGUAAGAUUGAUAAUUUUCCGAGAAUGAAGUGGUAAUAUCACAACAAAAACGGUGUCAUUUUACGAGAAAAAUGUCAGAAUAUUAUAUGACAAAAACUUAAGAAUUUUACAAGAAUAAUGUCAUAAUUUUACAAUAAUAAUCUUGUAGUACUUGCUAUUAUAAAGAUUAGUAAUUUUCCAAGAAUAAUGUUGUAACAUUAAGAAAAAAAAUAGUGUCAUUUUACAAGAAAAAUUUCAGAAUAUUAUAUGACAAAAACUACAAGUUUUACAAGAAUAAAGUCAUAAUUUUACAAGAACAGUCUUGUAGUACUAUUAAAAAGAUUAAUAAUUUUCCGAGAUUAAAGUGGUAAUAUCACAACCAAAAAAAAGUGUAAUUUUACGAGAAAAAUGUCAGAAUAUUAUAUGACAAAAACUAAGAAUUUUGCAAGAAUAAUGUCAUCAUUUUGCAAGAAUAAUCUUGUAGUACUUACUAUUAUAAAGAUUAAUAAUUUUCCAAGAAUAAUGUGGUAACAUUAAGAGAAAAAAGGCUUCAUUUUACAAGAAAAACGUCAGAAUAUUAUCUGACAAAAAACAAAUAAUUUUACAAGACUUAAGUCAUAAUUUUACAAGAAUAAUCUUGUAGUACUAGUAGAAAGAUUCAUAAUUUUCCGAAAUAAAGUGGUAAUAUUACGACAAAAAAGGUGCCAUUUUACAAGAAAAAUGUGAGAAUAUUAUAUGAUACAAAAAAAUAAUAAUUUUCAAAGGAUAAACUAAUUAUAGUUUUACAAGAAUAAUUUUGUAGUGCUAUUAGAAAGAUUCAUAAUUUUCCCAGUAUAAAGUGGUAAUAUUAAGACAAAAAAAUGUGUACAUUUACAAGAAAAUUGUAAGAAUAUUAUAUGACAAAAACUAAAAGUUUUACAAGAAUAAAGUCAUAAUUUUACAAGAAUAAUUUUGCAGUACUAUUAAAAAGAUUAAUAAUUUUCCAAGAAUAAAGUGGUAAUAUCACAACAAAAAAUGGUGUCAUUUUACGAGAAAAAUGUCAUAAUAUUAUAUGACAAAAACUAAGAAUUUUACAAGAAUAAUGUCAUAAUUUUGCAAGAAUAAUCUUGUAGUACUUACUAUUAUAAAGAUUAAUAAUUUUCCAAGAAUGAUUUUGGUAACAUUAAGAGAAAAAAGGUGUCAUUUUACAAGAAAAAUGUCAGAAUAUUAUAUGACAAAAAACAAAUAAUUUUUAAAGACUUAAGUCAUAAUUUUACAAGAAUAAUCUUCUAGUACUAUUUGAAAGAUUCAUAAUUUUCCAAAAUAAAGUGGUAAUAUUAAGACAAAAAAGGUGUAAUUUUACAAGAAAAAUGUUAGAAUAUUAUAUGACAAAAACUGAUAAUUUCAAAAGAAUAAAGGCAUAAUUUUACUAGAAUAAACUUGUAGUACUAUUAGAAAGAUUCAUAAUUUUCAGAGAAUACAUUUGUAAUAUUAAGAGAAAAAAAUGUGUAUUUUUACAAGAAAAAUGUCAGAAUAUUAUGUAAAAAAAACCCUGAUACAUAAUUCUACAAGAAAAAAAUCAUAAUCUUACAAUGAUAAUGUAGUAUUAUGAAAAAUCUCAUUAUUUACUGAAAAUAAAAUGGUAACAAGAUGAAGGUCACAAAUUUACAGGAAUAAAGUGGAGAAAAACAUUGUAAUUUCUAAAAAUAAAUAAUAAAUAUUAAAAGGAAAAAUUAAGUCAUUUUACAAUAAAAUGUCAGAAUAUUUUGAGAAAAAAAAUUGAUACAAACACAAAAAAAAAUAACUUUAAGGUUAUAUUAGAAAACUUUGGGGAUUUUUCACAAAUAUAAACUUGUUGACAAAGUUAUAUAUUUUGAUGAUAAUUAACUCCGAAUAGUAUGAGGAAAAAAAGUUAUUUUAUUACAUUAAUAAAGUUUUAGCUACAUGAGGAAAACUUGGGAAUAUUUACAAAAAAUAUUAUUUUUCACCCAUAGAGUUAGUAUAUAGUAAGAAAAAAAUUUUUUCCCUGUAAACAUAACACAACGUUUUUCCUCAUUUUAGAUAUGUGUGUGGCCCUAAUACUCCUCCUGUGUAGUUUUGAGCAUUUCUAUGCAAAAGGCAUAUGGUUGUUUUUUGUGUGCAUUAUCUCAACUUUUACCGACUCGUGUCUAAACUUUAGCAUAUUUUCUUCCAGCUCGCGAUGCGUGUUACCUCCUUGCAUGGUAAAAUAUUCUUUUUCCUAAGGAAAAUGUUUGCAAAAAUCAAUGUGUAAGCAUUCUAGACGACAAGCUAAGAUGAUUGUGUGUUCAUGCAACACGGCGUACAUGUUUGUCGGAUUUGUAAAGUGACUGAAUCGUGAAUUCAAUAAAACCCAACCGAGGCAAAUUAGAUCACUUUCA